Molecule: messenger RNA, 16142 nt
Organism: Xyrichtys novacula (pearly razorfish)
Lineage: Eukaryota; Metazoa; Chordata; Actinopteri; Labriformes; Labridae
Source: the annotation of a GenBank genome assembly
ACACUGUUGUUUACCUGUCUGACUGGCGGAGAGUGUUGGUGCAGUCAGGCUACGGCUGAAAGGUGCAAAUAGUCACAUCAGUGAGUAUGGUUUUAGAGCUGGCUGACUUUUUCCAGGUAAACUGCAUGAGUUUUGUGUCUCACGAUGUUUACUCUUGCAGCUAGGAUUCCUUUUGGCUAAGUGUUGAUAUGACACACCCGGAACAGAGGAGAAAGACCGUUAGAGUUUGUCCUUUACGUGACUUUGAAGUAUUACUUUUGCCGUGCAGUUGUGCGACCAGCAGUUUUAUAUAUGUCGCUGCUUUGAACUUUUUCAUGAACACACGUGUGGGUCGGUAAAGUAAGAGUUGUUAAAAUAUGCAAAGUGCUGCUGUGAGCCAUAACUAUUUGGAGCUGGUUGACUUUGUUGAAUGUGCAAAAGUGUUCAUGCUGUCCAUGUCAAACUUGCGUGGACCUUCUGCAAUGUCCUAAAAAACGGAAACUGGACUACUGUAGCUUCAGUUGAUUUCGAUGAAGGAUAACUUGAAGCACAUAAUGAAGAUAAGGGUUUGUGAAAAAGGUUGACAGUAGUGGCCCCGUUUACAUGGGUCCAAAAAUCCUAUUUACAAUCGGAUUGAAAGGUCAGUCAGAUUAAAAAUGUCUCAUAUAAACACCUUAGCCAAUCUGAUUCACCCGGAUCUGAUUGUAUUUCGGGUUUGAUUGAAAGAGGUAGUCUACACCGAUUGAUAAUCCGCUCCAUGCUCCAUAUAUACGGCUGAGUGGAGCGGAUUGGGUUUACGGAGAGGCUUGUUCGGUCUGCGCAGGCGCUCGGUAGUACGUAAGAGGCACGUAGUGACGUACGCAGACCGCGCCCAAACGAAAACAAACAUGGCGAACAAACAGAAAAACUGGGCGGUGAGUGUAUUGUGUCGUGCGACUGACGAAGCGUACACUUCUUGCUGUGUAACCCGGCUGGAUUAUACUUUUAUUAAACUUUAACACAUAGGGUUCCUUACUCUGCUCGGUCUGGGAACUAAUGUGGUGUCACACACAAACACGUCCGUGCGCAACUCUAAAGCGGAACUAAAACAAUGGUUCCUAUUAACAAUUCCCAUUGAUACAAUACAAUACAACUGGAUUCAGCUGGGGCCAUGAAAACGCGGACUGAACGUGGAUCGCUUUACUUAAAGUUCAUGUAUACAGAUGGAAUCAGAUUCACUUAAUCCGAUUGAUUUCAAUCAGAUUGAGGAAAACUACCCAUGUAAACGGGGCCACUGAAACCUCCACUUUAGUCAGACAGCACUAAACCAAGUGUCAUCUUUAGACUCGUUUCAGAGUCUCAAAUUCAAUGAUCUAUCUACUGAAAACCCACUGAGCUGUCAGGCUCUUUGUGGGUCUGAUUGUGACUAAAACUGAAGUCUGAAGACAAACACAUUUGCUUGAAAAUGAGUCAUUAGAAAGGAAGCUGUCGGAAGCAACUGAUGUCACAAUCGUUUGCAACUUUAUGUAUAUUUGACCAGUGUUACUCAGCGCAUCACGACACGCAGAACUAAAAUACAACAAAUUUGGUGGUUGGAAGAGUUCAGUCUGAAUAUAUACAAACACAGUAACAGACUUACAACCCGUCUGCAGUGGUACAGUCUCUGUCUGUGGACUGUGUUGUAUUUUUUUUUUAAGAGAAAGAUGCUGUUAGUAGUUGUCGUAGGCUUGAAAGUAAAGAAACCCUAAUAUAAUAUCUAUAGCAUCUAUCUAUAGACCUCAGUCCUAUCAUUAUGAACACACCCUAAUCCAACCCAACACAACAGCUCAAAUUCUACUUCCACAGGUGCUCCUAAUACUUUGUCCCCCCUCAUGUUUGUUAAUGGAGUGGACAAAAGAACACCUUUAUUAUAACACGCUCGAUUACACCAUGACCACCCACUGUGUCUUUAUUUGUACCUUAAGAAACUGUUUUUCUCCUCAGCUUUGAAGAUGAGUUCCAGAGCCUUUGAUUCUCUAGAAAAAGAGGGGGAGGACGACGAUGAUGAAGAAGAAGAGGAAGGAGAAGAGGGGCGCGUCAACCCGACAGAAGUGAAAAUGAGUCAGAUAGUGAUGCCCUGUCACAGCAACCACCGUCAGGAGCUCAGUGUGGGGCAGCUGCUCAAAUGGAUAGACUCUACUGCUUGCCUUGCAGGUAAUGUGUAUGCAUGUCUGAGAUCAGUUCAAUCAUGCUGCGUUGUGUAACUUGUGCGAUUGCCAAGAUUAUUGUGCAACUGCUGACUUGAAAGACAAACAUCCUACUGUUUGUGGUUAUUUCACAUGUGCAGCUGAGAGGCAUGCUGGGAGUCCCUGUGUCACUGCCUCCAUGGAUGAUAUCCACUUUGAACACACCAUUAGGUAACAGGAAAUGUAGGAGGAUUUUUCAUCUGCAUUUCCAGUGUGAGUGUGGGUGUGUAGGUGUGAUUGUUCACCCAGCUGUCUUUCUGUUCAGAGUGGGUCAAGUGGUGAACAUCAGGGCAAAGGUCAACCGAGCCUUUAACACCAGCAUGGAGGUUAGAGGAAUACACAUCAUGUUCUCUGACUUAUAUUUGUGGACUGAUCCUAAUAAGCUGUCACUCUUUAUCAUGGAUAUUCAACACAGGAUCUCAGAACCUCUGUCCAAGUGUAAAAGAAAGCAGAUAUUCACUGCUGUCUUUUAUUCAGGUCCAGGUUUAGGUUUUGAACUUGGUUGCUCUUUCAUGUCACAGAAGUAGAAUAACUCUCAAGUAUAUAGACUUCAUCUAAAGAUCCUCAUUUGUCCUUUACAUCUGAGAUCAUAAUCUUGUCUUUUAAAGGUGGGCGUACAGGUGAGCUGUGAGGACCUGUUCACCGAUCGGCACUGGAGAGUUUGUCACGCCUACGCCACUUUUGUCACCCAGCGCACAAACACAGGACAAAAGGUAAGAACUGUUCAGCUUUUUGAGGUGCUUAAGCACCUUUUGGAGGUCACUAACAGGUUUCUUGUAGGUGGAUGUGUCAACUUGCUACAGUCCUGAGUGGGGCUACAUAAUAGAGGAUAAAGUAAUGUCACAGCAGGUUAUACAGGAAGUCAUAUCAGAUAAACUGAGAGUAUUUAAUGUGCUUGAGUGAAAAAUUUCUAACAUAAUAAUGAAAAAUGGGUUUUCUGCUCUCAAAACAAUUCUUCCUCUAAAAUGCUCUAAAUCCAGCCUUCUGACAUCAGCAGAGAGACAGGAUGAGGAGAGACUACAGGUGGAGCCACACGUUUCACAACUUUAAUAAUAAAUGAAAUUAAGUCACCUCACAUCAUCAGUCCACUGCUGAGGUUUAAAAUUACAUUUAAUUUAUGUUGCAGUCAUAGUACUCUUGAAUUAAAAGUAAACUCAUGGUCUUCUCCUGUCUGCGAUUUUCAUCACACUACACUGUAUGUUGACCCUUAAAAAGUCCACAAUCUGUGGUCCUGUUAGCAGUCCAGAUGUGUGUCCACAAUGUUAAUGAAUAUCAGGGUACACCGAUCUGGGACAUCAGAAAUGUUGUGUGCAUGUUGACAGUGUAUGGUCAUGUGACACACAGAUGCAGACUGCAUGCAGGAUCAGUUUUGAGUGUGUUCAGGUGAGGGGCUGUUUUAAAGUCUUUAGACAAACAAUACAAUGCAAUAAAAAACUUAAUGUAUCCUCAAAGGGAAAUUUAUUUGUUGGGACUCUCUAGUAUAUAGGCAGGGUGUGUGUACAUGUGUGUGACUGUGACUGUGUCGGAAGUUGGGGUUAAACUUUGGAGCAUUAAAUAGACACAUCUGCUGCUCUUCCCUUCCAGGUGAUCUUGAAGCCUAUUGUACCUCACACUCAAAGGGAGCAGGUGGAAUACAGCGUGGCGGCUGAGAGGAGACGGGUACGGAUGAUACACGAGGACAUCAUCAAAGAUCUGCUCUCCCAUGGGUCUUUCCAGCAAGGUAGGUUUGACCCUGACCGCUUCCCGACUGUCUCCAUACUGCAGAUCACAGCAGGAGCAGUUGUGAGACUGCAGGUUACUGUAAGAAGGCUUGAUGUCAGACAGAAAACAUUUAGUCUGUGCCACUGUUCUACAUGUGGGUCUUUUACAGCUUUGAGGACCACAAUUCAGUGGCUGUCAAGACAAAUGCAGUUCACUUUCAGUCAUGAUUAUAUAUGUACUAUGAAGUGAAGAUGUGCAUUGAUGAAUUAUGUGUGUAAAAAGAUUAUGCAUUUUGUUCUACAAAACCAAAUUCCAAGUUGAAGUUGGGAAAUUUUGAUAAACAUAAAUAAAAGCAGAAUAUAAUGAUUUAAUGUUCAAACUCAUAAACUUUAUUGUUUUUUUUUUUGCCACUAAUCAUUAACUUUGGAAUUUGAUGGCUGCAACACGUGCCAAAGAAGUUUGAACAGGGGCAUGUUUACCACUGUGUUACAUCACCUUUCCUUUCAACAAUACUGAAUAAAUGUUUGGGAACUGAGGAGACUAAUUGUUGAAGCUUUGAAGGUGGAAUUUGUUCCCUUUCUUGCUUGAUGCACUGCUUAAGUUGUUCAACAGUCAGGGGUCUCCAUUGUUGUAUUUUACGCUUCAUAAUGCACCACACAUUUUCAAUGGGAGACAGGUCUGGACUGCAGGCAGGCCAGUCAAGUACCCGCACUCUUUUACUACGAAGCCAUGCUGUUGUAACACGUGCAGAAUGUGGCUUGGCAUUGUCUUGCUGAAAUAAGCAGGGGCAUCCAUGAAAAAGACGUUGCUUGGAUGACAGUAUAUGUUGCUCCAAAACCUGUAUGUACCUUUCAGCAUUAAUGUUGCCUUCACAGAUGUGUAAGUUACCCUUGCCUUGGGCACUAAUGCACCCCCAUACCAUCACAGAUGCUGGCUUUUGAACUUUGCGUCGAUAACAGUCUGAAUGGUUCUUUUCCUCUUUCGUCCGGAGGACCCGACGUCCACUAUUUCCAAAAACAAUUUGAAAUGUGGACUCGUCAGACCACAGAACACUUUUCCACUUUGCAUCAGUCCAUCUUAGAUGAGCUCAGGCCCAGAGAAGCUGGCGGCGUUUCUGGAUGUUGUUGAUAAAUGGCUUUUGCUUUGCAUAGUAGAGUUUUAACUUGCACUUACAGAUGUAGCGACGAACUGUAUUUACUGACAGCGGUUUUCUGAAGAAAUCCUGAGCCCAUGUGGUGAUAUCCUUUACACAUUGAAGUGUAAAGUGAACCUCGCCCCAUCCUUGCUUGUGAAUGACUGAGAAUUUUUGGGGAAGCUGCUUUUAUACCCAAUCAUGGCACCCACCUGUCUCAAUUAGCCUGCUCACCUGUGGGAUGUUCCAAAUAGAUGUUUGAUGAGUAUUCCUCAAAUUUCUCAUAAUUUUUUUGCCACCUUUCCCAACUUCUUGGUCACAUGUUGCAGCCAUGAAAUUCUGAGUUAAUAAUUAUUUGCAAAAAAACAAUAAGGUUUAUCAGUUUGAACGUUAAAUAUAUUGUCUUUGUAGUAUAUUCAAUUACAUAUGGGUUGAAAAGGAUUUGCAAAUCAUUGUAUUCCGUUUUUAUUUACGAUUUACACAUCUUCCCAACUUCAUUGGAAUUGGGUUUUGUAGUUCGCAUUGUUUGGAUGUAAAACAUUCUAUUAAAUGCCUGUGUGAGACAUAUUUUAGUGAAACCACGCCAUCAGACUGAAUGAUGCCAUGUUAUUUUAGAGGAGGAUGUUGGUCUUCAGAUUUACCAGAGCAGUCAGGACAGUUAACAUGAUUUAAGUAUGCAGAAGAAAAAUAAGCAAAUCAUUUAAAACCAAAUGAGUUGGUUAAAAAUUGUGUGUGUGUGUGUGUGUGUGUGUGUGUGUGUGUGUGUGUGUGUGUGUGUGUGUGUGUGUGUGUGUGUGUGUGUGUGUGUGUGUGUGUGUGUGUGUGUGUGUGUGUGUCAGCUGACAACACAGCAGAAGCCAAUGCAGUGGCAGCAGAGAAGACCAAGGUGGAGAGUGUUGAGCUGGUUCUACCCCCACAUGCCAACCAUCAGGUUACUCAUUUGCUCCUCUGUCUCCAGAAUAAAGAGAGAACUUGACCAUCACUGUCAGACCAUAGAGUGUUAAUAAUUUUCACUAUUUUUAAAACUAGUUUAAGUGUGAAAAUUCUCAGGCUUGCUUUACUCUCUACUUUAUAAAAGUGUUGAUCCAAGUUUAGCCGCUGUUGACAGUUGUUUGAUCAGUGAGCAAUAAUACCGCAGUGUAUCUGGUGUGAACAGUCUGUGUUUUUACACAAGUGCAGCUUCAAAAACUAGACUGUUCCCCAUUUUUCUCCAUGAGUCAAUUCAAAGAGUGAAACUUCCAAAUAUUUUAGAUUCAUCAAACACAGAAAGUGAAAAAUUUCAAGACUUUUUCUGUUCGAGUCUUGAUGAUUUCGGCUCACAGCUCAUGAAAAGCCACCAUCUGACAACAUCAGAUGACUACAAAACACCAAUCUGGAAAAAAAAAGAUGUAUGGCUCAGAGAUGUGGACCUUCAGCUUUUAGUUUUUGGUCAGUGCUCCUUUUUGCAUGAUUAUCUGCAUCAGUGUGUUAUGGAGGUGAUCAGUCUGUUGCUCUGCUGGGGUCUUACUGAAGCCCAGGUCUCUGAUAGUUCCUUCAGCUUCUCCGUGUUGUCGCUCUGGUGUCUCAUCUUUCUCUUCUCCAGCGAUCCUCGAUUGGGACCAGGUCAGACCAGUUAGCUAGACAAUGAAGCAUAGUAAUACCACAGUCAGCAAACCAGUUCAGAUCUACCUUCAGACUGUGGGACCUAUAUUUUCAACUGAGAUGCUAAAUUGACUUUCAUCUGAAAACAGGACUUUGGAAAACUGAGCGAGUCCAGGUGAGACUCUGAUGUGAUGACAUUGUCUUUGGUUCAGGAAUAUCUUGACAGAAGGAACACUUGUAGUCCAUUUCCUGGACUCCCCUGUGUGUAGUGGCUCUUGAUGCUCUGACUCCAGCCUCAGUCCAGUCCUUGUGAGGCCCUCCUAAAUUCUUGAAUCUGCAUUUUUUGACAAUCGUCUGAAAGCUGCACUCAGACUUUUCAGCAGUGACCUACUGCGGCUGACCCUCCCUGUGGUGGGUGUCCGUGAUGGUCUUCUGGACUACUGUGGAGUCAGCAGCCUGAACUGUGAUUGUGGUUGUGUGUCCUGAACCAGUGAGUAAAUAAAGGCUCAGUAAACCUUUACAGGUGUUCAGAGUUCAUUAGCUGAUUGGAGCUUUUUUCAGGACUUUAAGAACUGAAAAGACAAGAAACUGGACUUUUACACCAUAUUCUGAUGCCCUCAGAAAGUGGAUUUUUAGAGGUUGAGGGCUGUAAUUAUCAAAAUUAAAAAAAAAAUAAAAAAAAAAUCUUCGAAUAUUUUGCUUUGUGUGAUGACUGUGGAAUAUAUGGAAGAGUCCCCUUUUUAAAUCAAAUUUUAUGAGAAAUAACAUUUUUGGUGACAUUCAUAUUGUCUGCACCUGUAUUUGUGCAACAUUAUAUUUUCUGCAGUUACUUAAUCAAAUGUGUGAAUGUGUGAUUUUGACAGUUCUGUCCCUUUAACAGAACAUCUCAUUUCAAACAAAAUGAACUGCUAACUCAUUAAAAAAUAAAUAAAUAAAAAACUGCAGACUUUUGUUUUUCACACUGAUGUUUCUCCUGAGAGUUAAGUGUUUCACACUCUCUGUUUGCUGAAAUACCAGGUGAAUACGUUUGGAGGACAGAUCAUGGCCUGGAUGGUGAAUGUAGCUACAAUCGCUGCCAGGUACAAACACACAAAUGCAUUUUUGAUUAUGAACUUCAAACCACAGAGUGACACUUUCACAGUGGUUUUACAGACACACACACACACACAAAUUGAACUUGAAGGCAAAGACAUACAACCUUAAGGAAGCUUUUAUUCAGGUCCCAUCUUUAAAUAUGGCUCUAAAAAUGAGUCCUUCCAUGCCUACACCUGUCUUGACUGAACUGUAAUAAAUAAAGACACAAAUAAAUUCCAUCUAAAGGGAAGUUUAUGGUCUUUAAGGACUGUAUUUGAACGUUUUUCUAUACUCCAUCAUUUUCUCUCCAUGCAGCCGUCUGUGUCAGGCUCACCCAACACUACGGACCAUCGACAUGUUCACCUUCAGAGGACCGUCUCAGGUUGGAGACAGACUGCUUCUCAGAGCUAUAGUCAACAACGCCUUCAAAAACAGGUAUCAGUUUGUCCAGAGCAAGCAGCAAGGAAAGCUUUUAACUCCAUUUCAGUUAGCACAUCCAAACAAACUUGGUGUGUACUCCUGGAAUUUUCCAAAAUUGUUUAUUCACACAUGUCCCUCACAGCGUGAAAUUGUCCCGGUUGGAUAAAGGAGUUGGGGCUGAAUGAGAGCAGGAGUUGAGUCUAAUGAGGCAGGCCAUGAAAUCAUUACCAAAGCAGUGUGAUGAAGAAACUUGAACUGUGAUAUCAUUUUUUUUUUAUCUUUGUCCAAUGAGUCACAUAAACAGGCUUGAACGCUUUUCAAUGUUUUACAUGUUAAAAUGCAGACCCACUGGAGGCCGCUGAGAGAUGCCCACCCACCUCGGCUGUUUCUGAUAAAUUAAUUACAAUUUACAUAUACUGAUAGAUUAUUAAUAAAGACACAGUCAACAUUUCAGCUAUUUGCAUUUUCUGUGACCUAAAUUUCAGGAGGCUUUCACGAGUGUGUUGCGUGUGUGAAUACAGCUUUAUUGUCAAAUUUACAGCAAAAAAACAUCAUAUUUACUGAUUUCUGUUUGUUGUAGUACCUGUGAUCUAAAUGGAUCUUGAAAUGAGAGAACUAUCCGUGUCCACUAACAUCUAAAGGUUUAGAUUCAUGAUGAAAUCGUAGAGGAGACAGUCAUCAUUAUAAGGGUACGUUUGCAGUCAGACUUACUGAAAUGAAUUUGAUGUGUUUGUUAGUAUGGAGGUAGGGGUGCGAGCAGAGGCCUACCAGGAGGAGGGGCCUAACCGACAUAUAAACUCUGCCUUCAUGACCUUUGAGGUUCUGGGUGACCAUGGGAAGCCACGGACCCUGCCACGGAUACGACCUGAACCCUUGGUGAGUUAGCUGGUAGAUUAAGACACAGUGGGACAUGUGCAGAAGAGAUUAACACACCCUGGAUUUAUUAUCGUACCCUCCAGCACCAAACUCUUGAGCAGUAUGUCCUUCUUAUGAUGACUUACCUGGGGGAAAGGUGGUCUAAGCUGGAAGGCUGUCAGUAUCCCACACAAUGAAUUUAGUUUGAUGAUGAGAAAAUUAUAAUCCCAAUCAGUUUAAGUGACAUUAUGGCAUGAGAACAUACAGUAGCAGUCGCACCGCUGUUGCCAAAGGAUGUGAUCAGCUGACAUUCUAUAGUUACAUCGAGGGAAGUCCUGAUCAGCUUUUUGUAAUACAAAGUAUCUGCUGAUACUGAGUCCUGGUCUGAUAUGUGUAUUUGUCCUGCUAAAUCAGCUGGACACCAUGUCUUUGUUUUGUUUAUAAAAAGAAACUCAAGUGAACAGAUUUACCAAACUCUGAAGUGGAGGAAUCAAACCAGUGUGCAAUGGGGCUCAGUGAUGACGAGAUUCAAAUGUCAGAGCUCCAGAUGUCCCAUCAGGGUUUUAAAUCGACUCAUAUGCUGUCAUGAACUGCACUGUGAUGCAGGAUGGACCAGAGGUCAAGAGACCUGCGCUGUUUAAUUUUUUUAGGAAAAGGUCUACCCCUACUACUCACAGAGCUGAGGCUCUCCAGACAUUAGAGUGGUUGUUGAAGUAUUUCCACACUGCUUACAUGUUACUUACUUGUGCAUUUGCAUUCUGCUGUCAAGUCAAAAUGUUGGAUCACCUGGAGAUGCAGAUCCCUAAUCUGUUUUUUGGGACACUUUGGUACCAAGGUUGUAAUAGUUUUAAAUUUUUUUAGUUUUAAUUUUUAUUUGGCUUAGACUUUUUAUUUUCAGUUUCAAUUAAGUUUUGAUGAGUUUUUAAGGCUAGAUUUUUAGUAUAGUUUUUAUUCUCUAAAAACGCUUAGUUUUACUUAAGUUUUCAUUUGUUUUAGAGUUAGUUUUAGUUUUUGCUACAUGGGAUAAGCCUACUUGUCAGGAACAAGACCCCCCAAAAAUUCAACACUGCGUAGAAAAGCUCAACAAGCCAAGGAAUAUUUUACACAGCCUGUGGUGUACCAGCUUUACUGUUCUAGUCUUUGGAAACAUAAACAGAUAUACAGUACAUAACUCCUUUUGAAGCAGGAGUUCCUGAGGGGAGUCUUGAGAGGCCUGAAGGCACAGCUGAUCAAAGAUCAGAGCAACAAUAUAAGAUAAGAUAAGAUAGUCUUUUAUUUGUCACACAAGGGAAAAUUCCAAAUUUACAGCAACGAUAUAUACAGAGGAGAGAUUAAAGAAUGAAGAAACUUAAGAGUUAAAAGAUAUUUUAAAAAAAGAUAUAUAAUGAGUGUUAUUUACAGCUCUUAUGUACAAUCUCACCCAACUCCACACCUGGCCAGAGCUCUGAAGGAAAAUUAUCAGCUCUUGUAAUCUCAGAGGAAGCAAUCUUUAGUUUUUGGAGCAAGCAAAGUCUCAAACAGCAAUAAUGAGAUUUCAGAGUACCAGUGCAGGAUGUUAUUAAUGAGACAAACUGGCAGAGUUUUUGAUGAACCAGAAAACAACCCAUCACAGGCUUGUACUCAUUUGAUCAUUCAGUGUUCAGAUGUGUGAAUGAUAAACCAGAAUUUAUCACACAGGACUGACAGCACCAUACCCAGACUUGAGACCUGAACCAGCAGAGAUGUGGCUCGCUGUCACAUCAUUAAAGCUGAAAGGUACAGACAGAUUUAGGAGCAACAUCUGCUACCAUCAGAGCCCCAUCUUUUUAAAGGACGUCCCUGUUUAUUUCAGCAAGACAACAACAAGACACAUUCUGCAUGUGUCACAACAGUGAGGCUUCAGAGCCAAAGAGUUCAGGUGCUAGACUGGAGCCUACAGUCCAGACUUGUCUCCUAUUGAAAAAGUGAGGAGCAUUAUGAACACAAAAUACCACAAUGGAAACCCACGACUGUUGAGUUACUGAAGUGGUCAUUUUAAACAUUCAAUAUCUUUGUGGUGUUUUCAGUUGAAUAUAGGUGGGAAAGGAUUUGUUUAUCAUUGUAUUCUGUUUUUAAUUCUCAUUUUGCACAGUGUUCCAACUUAACUAUAGUAAGGGUUUGUAUAAUCAGCAGGUGCACUCAUGUUUACUAUUACACUUAAAGCUCCUGUGAGGAACUUUCUGUCUGUGCUUAUUUUGGUGCCCCCUAUAAACCAAUGCUCAUAGUUGCUGAUUUCAGUUUGAUUCAUAGAUCACUUUAAACAUCUGCUGUAAAAAUUGUAACAAUGGCUGUUUCUCUCAGCAUACCUACACCCCCCUGCCCCCUUAGCCCCCGACCCACCCACCCACUGCAGUUAAAUUCAGCACAGAAAACGAUAGUCAUGUUAUGGAUGGUUUUAUUUGCCUAUUUACAUCAUAGAAAUGCAACAUAGCUCGUUUCAGCCUGUUUAAUAAACAUUUGGAAACCCCUUAAAGUAACUGGUAGCUUUAAAGUGGUGUCUCUUGAAGUUGCAACCAAAACAAAAAGAAAACAGACUUUAGACAAGAUUUAUCAGAAAUGAUGUUGAGAGUGAAACCUCCUGAGAAGUUUCUUCAGACCUGCAGGUUUUUCACUUCCUUCCUUUAUUUAUUUAUUUUAACUGUGUAAGAUUGAUAAAUUUGAAUUUUGUCCCUCUCCUCACUUUCUUGCAUUUACAGGAGGGAGAGAGACGCUUUCAAGAAGCCAUAGCCCGGAAGAAGAUCCGAUUGGACAGGUCUCUUCCUGAUCCUGGUUUUGCAGAUCUAAAACUUUAAUCUUUUAAUCCAACUAAAUGUGAAAAUUCUUCAAGAUGUUACUGAUAAAGCAAGAAGAGUUUAUAUGCAUGCAGUGACAGCUCUUUCCUGGAGUUAAAAGGGUUUAUUACUUAAUAAUUCAUAAGGGUGUUAGACCUAUUUUUAACCUAACAUUAAAACCUAAAAAACAGAUUGUUGGGUGUAAAAUCAGAAUCAUAGGAUUUUGGUAUCCUCUUUGGACUCUUCUCUCCAUGCCCUCUGGUUAAAUUUUACCCAUUUUCCCCAGAUUUUUGAGUCCAAGUUUGUAUCUGAUAGUACAGCCUUAUACUUAACACUUGGUAUCACGUCUAAUAUUCUCCCACUGUGCAGGAUGAGUCACACUAACACGAUACUGCUCUCAUCAUUUUGUUGCAGAAAGUAUAUCAUUUCCCGGAAGCAGGGUGAGGUGCCUUUGUCUGUUCCCUGGGAUCCCAGAAACCAGGUGAGGAUGAUUAAAAAGUUACAAUCACCUGUGCUGUGAUUGACAACUCACUUCUGCUACUGGUAAAAUGCUACUGUCUUUAGUUCAUAUAUAUUUACCAUAUUUGUCUAUAAUUUCAUGAUCCUCCAGGUUUAUCUGAGCUACAAUAACGUCUCUGCUUUAAAGAUGUUGGCUGCAAGAAAAAACUGGCGCCUCAGCACUGAGAAAGACAAGGUGGGAGCUUUUUUUUCAGAGACAGAGGUUGUCUUAUUUUCCUGGAGAGACCGAUUUUUGAUAUAGUCCCUUUUUUCCAGGUUCGACUGUACACCCUGGAGCAGAAGUCCAUGUUGAGCUUUAGAGUGGAGGCAGAGGUGGAUGUUCCUGCUCACAGAGCCUUCUGUCUGCUAGCUACGCUGAGCAACAGACCCUGCUGGGACACACAUUAUCAGUAAUACUUUCAGACAUACACACACACACACACACACACACACACACACACACACAUUUCUUUUCAAGCUUGGCAAACUGUACAUGCUCUGCUUGUAUAAAGGGCAGAGUAUUGUGUAUCUGGUUUUAGUGCAUAUGAACCUUGCAGACGUGAGAAACUCAAGACAGAAUUUAGAAAACUGUAGAGCCCAUCUUGAGAGUCAUAAAUAAGUGGUGCUCUCUCUCCCUCUCUGUCUGUUUUAAUUCAGCAACUGUGAGCUAAUCUACCGAGUUGAUGAUGAGGACUUCUUGUACCGCGUGGUGACUCCAUCAGUGCACCAGGGCGCUGUGGGCUCCCCAACGUCAGCCUCUCAGGGGGGAGGAGUUCUUCAGGACUUCAUCUUGUUGGCAUCCAAGAGGAAACCGUGUGGUGCUGGGUAAGUUCUUUGACCAAAUGGCUGAUCUGAGAGACAGGUCAGAGGACAUGAAGCACAGUGCUACAGGAUUAACCAUUGUUUAUCUUUCCCUUCUCAGAGAUCCAUAUGUCAUUGCCCUGCGUUCAGUGUCUCUGCCCACUCACCCUCCAAAUGAGGGGUUUAACAGGGGAGAGGUUCUGUGUGCUGGAUUUACCAUCCUAGAGACCAAAAACAACACCUCAAUAGUAUGUCAGAUAAUCCUUUGAACAGUUCAUUUAAAAUCUACAUUACUUAACAUUUACAUCACAAUCCUCUUUUUAUCUUUUUCCAGAUCACUUACUACAACCAAGCCUCUCCAGAGGUUCUUCCCUAUAUCUCCACAGACAUUGCUGGCCUCUCCUCCUCUUUCUACCACACCUUCUGCUCCUGUAGCCAGUACCUGACCAGGAACAGACAACAGUCUUCCACCUCAAAGCAGACGAGUGAAGAACAGACCUCAGUUACAGACAGUCCUUCCUGUGAUGAUGAAGUUGACAGUCUGUCAGUGGCCCUUUGUAGCACCCAGCUGUAGUCAGUCAGUCAGGCCAGUUUACACACCAAAGACAAGUUUGAUCUUAAACUGCUGCUUCAUACAAGGUGGUACGGUUCAUUUAGUCACAGUCAAGAGAUAAAUCCAACAGAGAUAAAAGCUGCUUUAAAACUUUGUUUUUAAAAAGAGGAUAACAGUGAGAACAGGAGAACAUGCCUCAGACAUUAAAUGCUCAUAGUUGUUAUGAAUCAAAUUCAGGUCUUAGUCUGAGAUCAGCAUUAAUAUAGAGGCCUGUUAAAAACUUGGUUCGAUUACAGACAAAAUCCACUUCCGAUACCACCUCACCUGGUGAAUUUAUCCACUCACAUGGUUUCAUACAUCACUGCCAGGCAGAUGACACCCAGCCCCUCCUGUCAUCCUCAGAUGUCAUGUCAUACUGAUGUUUGAUGAAGGACAGCUCUCAUCUCUAACCUUGUAAUGCCUACAAAGCCUAAAGAUUUGAUGGUUCAAUCUAAAGGGGGCAUGAAUGUCUCUAUUAACAGUAAGAUGAUAAAAAUGUCAAAAUGUCUAUCAGUCAGUGGUGCUUCAGGAGACAUUAGGGGUCACCAAAGUUAAGUGGGAUGGUGCAGUAAAUGACCAGAUUGUUCAAGGGCGGAGUACUGACAAAGAUCGAUGCUGCUUCAACAGCCAAACAUUGAUGAUAAAGAAAUGAGGCUCAGCAGGAAAGAAAACUGUCUUCAUUCACUCACACACCUCUCUCUGUCUCUCAUAGUCCCUCUCUCUGGUCUAUGCUGUCUGUCCAGUACACCAAGGGAAUUUUCAUAGUUUCACCCAGCUGGACCAAUUCAACACAAAUUUACCUCAGAUUUCUUUGAGUUACCUGCAUGCAUUACUUCUCAACAUAAGGUACACUGUGGGGGCUCAUUACUUCAUGCUGUACAACAUAUAGGCUCCUAUCACUUUAAGUUAUUGUGAUAGGUUAAGAAUACUUCAGUAGAACCUGGCUCGUAUUUAGCAUUAAGGGUCCAAAACCUCCUGACAUACUGCCGAUAUACUUGACCUGCAGAAACAUUCUGUAGUCAAAGCCUUCACGGUGAAUGCUUAAGAGGUGAUGAGCUGAAAGUUUGGGUGUGAGUCUGGUACAGGGCAGCAGAGGCAUAGGAAUGGCAGAGAUAGAGACCUGAGGCCUGUACUACGAAGCUGGAUUUGGUCUUAGCGAGAUAACUUCUGGAUAACUUCUGGGUUUUCCGUACUACGAAGGUGGAUCUCUUUUUAUCCGGGUCCGUUGCCCCGGUAACUUACGCGGAACGCCAAACCUGCUUCGGAGCAGGUUAUGUUUCAGGAUAAGAUCUCAGCAGGUAUAAAAGACCGCCCGAUGACCAAUCGGAUCUCUUGGAAAAUGGCUCGCCCACUUUUGCCGGAUCCCGGGGACAUCGUUGCACGGAUAGUGAGAGGAGCGCUUCGCCGAGAGCGUUAUAUUCAUGAUUGUUCAAACCCGUUUGAUUUACCUCAUGAUGUUCUCUAUGAACGUUACAGGUUUUCCUCGGACGGCCUCAAUAUUCAGGUAGCAUGAAGUCUAAGCAAUACACUAAUAUUUGCCAAGCUCCAGGUUCCAAUUUCAUGCAAAACUCUUAACCCCAAAUGUGUCUGCAGAUGACGUGACCAUCAGAUGAUGGAGAAAAAAAAAGGCAGUGUGAGGAAAUCACUGUUUACGCGUUGAAAUAUACAAAUAAAAUCUUCCAAUAAACGUAUAAACUACUUUAAAGGAUGUUUUUAGAUUUAUUUUUAUUUGCUCCCACGUACUCUUUUCCCCACUGCUGUUGUGUCUGAAAUAAUGAAGUCAGUGAUGGUGGUGAUCACACACGCUGCAUGACAACAUAUUAGGGGGCCAUAAAUUUAUGAACGCACAAAUGUAAUUUCCACAACCGGUGAUUUUUUUUUGCCGGCAGUCCCUCCGGCUUUUAGCGGCUGUGUCUGUCUCACUGUUUAAAUAAAGCUCUGUUCUUCAGCUGUGAAAAAUGACGUGCAGCCUUCUCCAUUGUGGAGAUUGGUCCGGUGGCACUGACCCGACCCCCUUUACGUGUGCGCGCACAGAUCUGAAGUGGCCACCCCUGGAUUCAGUUAUCGAGUUGAUAACCGGCUUCGUAGUACAGCUGAUCGGGAUCGCGGAGAUCCGGUGAAGUUGAGCGAGUUGUCGCAGAGUUAUCCUGGAUGUGUUAAUCCAGCUUCGUAGUACAGGCCUCUGAAGUCUUGCAGCUAACAGACCACCUACUGUGAGGAUAUGGAGUAAGUAAGUGGAGCUCGAUUUGCCUGCCUGAACUAGCUCAGUUGUUCUCUGUACCAUUCAGAUUUUGACCUACAAAGUACAUGCUUUUGUGAGUCGUGUUGACAGGUGGCAUUGAUUUAAGAUGAUGAGAGUGGAUCUGGUCUGGAUGAGACUCAGUCUGAUAUAGUCCUGCUGUUAAAUCUUUGUAAAAAAAAUCAAACGGUCUAAUCCAGCACUUUUUGUAAAGAAUUUAGAGAUUAGGUUUGUUGUGACUUGGUGCUUUAUAAAUAAAGAUUGAUUAAGGACAUGA